This is a messenger RNA of Talaromyces stipitatus ATCC 10500, 4092 nucleotides long. RefSeq names its product DEAD/DEAH box DNA helicase (Mer3), putative. Gene Ontology annotation, molecular function: nucleic acid binding; ATP binding. Lineage: Eukaryota; Fungi; Ascomycota; Eurotiomycetes; Eurotiales; Trichocomaceae. The transcript has 11 exons. The coding region runs from base 1 to 4092 and encodes 1363 amino acids. The record is from RefSeq and is a predicted model, not a curated record.
AUGGCUUUCCCUAGAAAUACCUUCCUCCCGAUGGAGGAUGAUGGCAUUUCUCUCGACAUGUUCGAUCGCGAGCUAUUCGCUCAGCUUGGAGAGCAGGAUCCUCAGCCUGUAGUCCUUACGAGAGGAGGUCUUGUGGAUCGGUUUAUGGAAGAGUCUGUGUCUCCUGAGUCACCGGUGCUAGGGCAGUAUUCCAGUUCACCGGAGACAUCAUUCCAGUCGAGUCCAUUACUGCGGUACUUCAGACCCAGUCGGCCUCGAAUCGCUUCAACACCAGGCCUCUCUGAGUAUCAGUAUGCACCGGCUUCCACAAACGAGAGGUCAGAAGAUAGUUCACCGAGCAGGAAAAUGUCAUCAUCUUCCCCUUCAUUACCUCGUCAGAUCUCGUUCAGUCAUGCUCCUCCCGUCGUCCAGGGUAUUCGUCUUAUUGAAACCAAGCAGCUCCCAGAUCGUUUCCGUGCACUGUUCCCCUACCCACUCCUCAACGCUGUGCAAUCAAAGUGCUUUCCACAUGUUUAUGAAAAUGAUUACAAUGUUGUCGUGUCUGCGCCUACGGGAAGCGGUAAGACUGUUAUUAUGGAACUUGCCGUAUGCCGUCUCGUGAACAAUCUGAAAGAUGGGUUGUUUAAACUCGUGUAUCAGGCUCCAACAAGGGCUUUGUGUUCGGAAAGGUUUCGCGAUUGGUCUAAGAAGUUUGCGUCCUUGGGCCUACAGUGUGCCGAAUUGACUGGUGAUACUGAUUAUGCCCAGUCUCGACUGGUGCAGACUGCCAGUAUUAUCAUCACCACGCCGGAGAAAUGGGACAGUAUGACAAGGAGGUGGAGAGAUCACUCAAAGUUGAUGCAACUGGUGAAACUGUUUUUGAUUGAUGAAGUGCAUGUCCUCAAUGAGACACGCGGUGCCGCCCUUGAGGCUGUAGUAUCUCGAAUGAAAUCUGUCGGCUCAAAUGUCCGUUUCAUCGCUUUGAGUGCCACCAUACCAAAUUCAGAGGACAUUGCUACCUGGUUGGGCAAGAAUGAUAUGUUGCAACAUCUUCCUGCUCACAAGGAACAUUUCGGUGAGGAUUUUCGUCCAACAAAGCUUCAAAAAUUUGUCUACGGUUAUCCCUGCACAGGGAACGAUUUUGCUUUUGACAGAUUACUGGGUUCAAAGCUUCCUGAGAUCAUCUCCAAGCAUUCAAAUAGGAAGCCAAUGAUGAUUUUUUGCUGCACGAGAAACUCCGCUAUUUCUACUGCGAAAGAACUCGCGAAGCUUUGGUCAAACACAAUUCCUCAGAGACGGCUCUGGGCUGGACCGGUGAGGAUGCCUGCCGUCAAGAAUACUGACCUGAAAGCAUUCGUGGCCUCCGGUGUUGCCUUUCAUCAUGCUGGAUUAGACAGCGAUGACCGUCAUGCUGUCGAAAAAGCUUUUCUCGAAGGCAAAAUUAGUAUUAUUUGCUGUACAUCAACACUUGCUGUCGGUGUCAACCUUCCUUGCUACCUCGUUAUCAUAAAGAAUACGGUCUGCUGGCAGGAAGGUGGUUGCAAGGAGUACACUGACUUGGAAAUGAUGCAAAUGCUCGGUCGUGCCGGUCGUCCUCAGUUCGACGACACUGCAGUUGCUGUCAUACUCACAAAGAAGGAACGUGUUUCGAUCUAUGAGCAAAUGAUAUCAGGCACGAUGCAACUAGAGAGCUGCCUACAUUUGAAUCUUAUUGAUCAUUUGAAUGCGGAGAUUUCCUUGGGCACAGUUUCGGACAUUCAGAGUGCUGUCAAGUGGCUUGCCGGGACAUUUCUUUUCGUGAGACUUAGGAGAAACCCUACUCGAUACAAACUGAAAGAAAAUGCGGAUCGCAGAGAUGAGGAUGAGAUGUUGCAACAAAUAUGCGAAAAGAACGUGAAACUUCUGCAGGAUGCCGAACUUGUUGUCAGAGGAGGUGCCUUCAAAUCUACGCCGUGGGGGGAAGCCAUGGCGAGAUACUACAUCAAGUUUGAGACAAUGAAAAUCAUACUGGGACUCCCUCCAAGAACAAAAACUUCAGAGAUUUUGUCUGCAAUAGCCCAAGCGGAAGAAUUUCACGAACUCCGUCUCAAAGCAGCGGAACGCCCUUUUUACAGGGAACUCAAUCGUGCUCAUGGGAUCAGAUUCCCCAUCAAAGUCGACAUGGCUCAGAAUGCUCAUAAGAUCUCCUUGCUCAUACAAUCCGAACUGGGUGCAGUUGACUUCCCAGCUGCAGAACAAUUCCAGAGACACAAACUGCAGUUUCAACAAGAUAAAGCAAUUGUUUUCAAUCACAUUAAUCGUCUUAUCCGUUGUAUCAUUGACUGUCAGAUCCACAAGGAGGACGGAGUUGCUGUGAGGAACUGUCUAGAACUUGCGCGGAGCUUUGCUGGUCGGGUCUGGGAAAAUUCACCGCUUCAAAUGAAACAGAUUGAGCAGAUUGGUGUCGUCGCGGUCAGAAAAUUAGCUGGUGCUGGUAUUACCAGUAUUCAAGAAUUGGAGGAAACAGAAGCGCACAAGAUCGACAUGAUUCUGAGCAAGAAUCCUCCAUUCGGUAUGAAACUCCUCGCGAGGCUUGCCGAGUUUCCAAAGCUACGUGUGACUAUCAAGAUGUUGGGCAAGGCGAGCAAGCACGGACGUGCGCUCAGAAUCAAUUUCAAGGCCGAGAUAGGAUUUUUGAACGAGAAGACUCCAACAACCUUCCAUAAGCGGCCAGUAUAUGUUUGCUUCGUAGCAGAGAUUUCUGAUGGCAGACUCGUGGACUUUAGACGCUUGAGUGCUCAGAAACUUCAGAAUGAUCAUGAAAUCCUGUUAAGCGCGGAGAUCAAAAGCCCAUUGCAGUACAUUACAUGUUAUGUCAUGUGUGAUGAAAUUGGUGGUACAUGUCAAUAUGCAGAAUUGAAGCCUGAUGUGUCGGAUUCGUUCUUCUCUGGUGACACCUUGGACAAAUCAUCUGAUAGAUUUGCGAUGAACACAUCCCGGCGCAGAAACGGUACCGGUGGCACUCCAAGACAGACAAAGCCCGCGCGGAACGAGAGCUUUGAAGACGAUGAUAUUCCGGAUGAUGCUUUCCUGGCAGCCGUCGACAACGUCGAUAGCUAUCAGUCCCAACAGCGAAGCUCAGUUAACACAGCUUCACGUCAGAGUCGAAAGAGGGAACGAGGUCUAAAUGAACAUCACGAGGACAUAGACAAAGUACAGCCAAUCAUGCUUGAGAAUGGGAAAUACAACUGCAACCACAAAUGCAAAGAUAAAUCAACGUGCAAGCACGUCUGUUGUCGCGAAGGCCUCGACAAGCCCCCAAAGCGAACGAAAAGCAAUCAAAUGAACAUUCUAUCUUCUUUUGAGACAGUUGAUUAUUUAGAUCUCACUCAACCCAGCAAAUCAGAGCAGCCCACGAAACAGAUAACGAUUGAUCGUCGUCUCGUUGAUUCGAAAGCGACACGAAUGGUUAAUCUUGACUUUGCGUCAUCUCAGGCAACAAUACCCAAGGCUACCAUCUGUAAAACGGUUGGAAAUAGGAAACGUUCAAACACUCGUCGACGACAUUCAUCCAGUGAGUACGAUAACAGUAGCGUGGAUGAGUAUUUCUCUCCAACCAUGCCUGCAUCGAAUAGUAUGGACAACUCAGAUUCGCCCACGGUAACCACGGCUCUUGGGUUGGACGAUAACUUUGAACGCAUUAUGGAUGCAUCCAAUGGGGGCCUGUCGGAAGAUAAUAUUCAGAGUGAUGUCCAGAGUCCAGCGGCGAAGAGACAACGGAGUGCACUCCCAACCCAUGAAUCCAAAUCUGUCUCGUUCGACGAAGAAAAGUCACCAACACGUCUAUCGAACAAAAAGAACUUGAAAUCAGGACCGGAUGGGGUCUUGGUGAAGAGAAAGAUCGAGCCACUGAGUGACGCAACGAACGUCGGCAUCAAUGCUCCGAAACGUCCUAAAGCUGAUACAACGCAGCCCUCGGCCGAAAGUAUUAAGAAUGCAGCAAGUCAUGAUGAUCCAUACUCAAUCGAAGAAUUGCGGUCUCAAGAAAUGGAUCAGCCUGAAUCUCGAGAUGAGAAUAUUGAUGAAAUGCUGUUACAAGAGUUUGGAGAUAUCGUCAAUUUCUCCGCGAUGUGA